This is a messenger RNA of Alosa sapidissima (American shad), 2686 nucleotides long. RefSeq names its product centromere protein I (gene cenpi). The transcript is spliced from 20 exons. The record is from RefSeq and is a predicted model, not a curated record. Lineage: Eukaryota; Metazoa; Chordata; Actinopteri; Clupeiformes; Clupeidae. Bases 110 to 2380 code for a protein of 756 amino acids. Gene Ontology annotation, cellular component: kinetochore.
CUGCGCAAACGGUCGCGGGAAGGAUUUGAUAUUUGUUUGAAUUCAUUCGGUCGAAAAUGGGAAAAUGUAGCAAGAAGAACUGAAUGUUUACCUUUUGAGUUCAUCAACAAUGACGAAGUCAUCUAGUCUGUCUGAGUUAGGUAGAGCGACAAAUUGUUCAGAUGAACACGAUUCUUCUUGUAACGUUAGUUCAAGCAACAGAAGUUUGCGUCUAGCAGAAAAUGCGAAGAGGAAAAGUGAGGCGGAGGCUCCCUUUUUGGUGGCGUUUAAGUACUUCUCCCAAGUUAAAGCAGGCACGCCUGUGAAUGGGAAUGAUGAGUUGUUAGGGCACCUAGACCGGGUGGAGAGGAUGGCCCUGGCUCAGGGGCUUCCCCCAGAUGCCGUCUCCAUCAUGCUGGAGUUCGCCAUGAGUCUGCGCUGCAGGAGCUCGAUAUCGUCGCGGGUGCUGCGGUUCCUGAUUCCGGCUUCAGUAGUGCCCCAGGAAGCUGUGGUCAGAGGAUUCUCAUGGCUCUGCACACAGAAAAUGCCCCAAUCCAUGCAGAUCCUUUUCCUGCGCUGGGUGCUGACGAUGUUUGACAUGAUUGACUGUAAAGACAACCUAAGGGCCAUCUAUGGCUUCAUCUUCAGCUUUGUGAUUGAUGAAAGUUUGUGUCCCUUCAUCUGCCACCUGUUAUACCUUCUAACCAUAAAAGGACAUGUGAAGCCCUUCCGAGUUCGAAAGCUGUUGGACAUUCAAGGCAGAAUGGGCAAACAGCCGUACCUAAUGCAAUUACUGGCCCUCUACAAAGUCUUCUGUCCAGAGAUGGUCACUCUCACUAUGCCGUCCAGGAUGAGGGCUGGCUUCAAGAACCACAGCACCACUUGGAAGGCAGCGCUAGCUGCGCUGAAGAGGAGGAAUGCCGGAAAAGAGGCUCCCAGCAUGGAACUCACACUAGGUGUGCGGAAGUCCGACUCAAGGAAAAGGAAAUUCCAUCACCUGGAGGUGCCGGCCUUGACUCCAGCAAUGGAGAGCUCGGGUCCCAACGCCAGGAGAGGGGUGUGCCUGCAGCAGCUGAGCUCCUUCAACGAGCUGCUAGACAACCUGAACAGUAUUGAGCUGCCAGCUCAGAUGGGCUCUCUGCUCAGCUCCGCUUUGGCUCUGCAUUACCUGGACUGUGUGCAGGACGAGUCGGCCUUCCUCCGCCUCAACUUCUGGCUGGGCCACGCGCUGCACGAAGAGUUCCUGUUUGGUCCUGCGGACGGUAGCCCGGAGAGUAUGGCCGAAGCCUCGCACUUCCUCAGCAUGCUCGUCUCCACACAACACUUCCUCCAGGAGGGCUUCUCCAGCACAGAGGGCUUCCUCUUCAAGUUCCUGCAAGUGUGGGAUGGCUUCCUCCACCGGCCGCAGAUACUGGAGCUGCUCAGCGACAUUCCACUGGUGCCCAGCUCCUACAUUAAGGACGCUCUCUUCGAGCCUUUGAUGCAGCUGUACUUCACCUCCUCCGUGUUCUUCAAGUGCAGUGUCAUUGAGUGUCUGACCAGCAUGCUGCGGAAGUGGCUGACCUGGCAUUCCAUCUGUGCCCAGGAGGAGGGGCUGGACAUCAGUCUCAACAACCGCAGCAACAUGAGCCUGAGUCUGUCGGGGUUCCUGGACUCUGUGCUGAAGCUGGUGCAGUUUGUGGGCCGCCUGACCUCAGCGGGUCUGCAGUUGGAGCGUGGACACACCCUGCUGCUCCACCAUGCCCUGGGCUUCUACGAGACGGUGUCCGACAUGUUCCUUAAGUACAGCUUGCCCCUGUUUGUCAUGUUGCCCCCCGGCGUCUUCUACCCAGCGCUCCUGGCCACUGACCCAGUCUCCGUUGAUCGGCUUGGGUACAUCAUGUUCAGGUAUAGGCAAAAUCUGACAUCUGCCAAGGAAGAACAGAAGAAGCAAAAAGAGCUGUCCAUCCACAUCAACCGUAGUGUCUACCAGGAGUUUAAUUCCUAUCUGGUUGCCAUGGUGGCCCACCUGUGGAACUCCAGGAGCUUCAGCCCGAGGUCGGGCAUCCAGGUCAGCGAAGCGCUGCUGGAGCGAACCAAAGUGGGUGACCACUCUAACUGCUUCGACCUCAUCCACCAUCCAGCUUUCCUCAACUACGCAAUAGACUUCCAUCAACAGUGUUGGCCGGAGCGCGCAGACAUCGACCUGAACUCCAUCAAGGCUGGGAAGUACUGGGAGUGGUAUGUAGAGUUCCUCUUCACGCAGGGCUUUGACGGCCUGAGGGACUUCAUUAAGGUUAACAUCAACCCAACAGUGACCCGGCACAGCGAUGGGCGGCCGAGCAGUGGCCAGCCUCUCAGCCAACCCUCGCAGCCCAGCCAGCCGACAGCGGAGGCGUCAUCAUCGACGGCGCUGUCUUAAGAGUUGCCAUGCCUCACCUUACAACUCUCAACUUAUUUUUUUUUAAACCACCAUAGUCAUAAGUAUAAAUGGAACAUGACGACCUGCUUAAAACACAUUACCCGUCUUUAUGAAACUGUACAUAAUUUAUUUCAAGUGUCUUUGGGAUGCCAUUGACAUAAAAAGACUCUUUAAGGAGAUGUCUGUGUAAAUAGCUUUGUAUAUUGCAUUUUGUUUGUGUAAUUAUUUUUCAUCACUGCUUUACUCGGUCAUACUCAUGUUUGUGCCAAAACUUUUGUCUACUUCACAACUUUUUGCAGUAAUUAA